This is a messenger RNA of Humulus lupulus (European hop), 1629 nucleotides long. RefSeq names its product fe(2+) transport protein 1-like. Gene Ontology annotation, biological process: zinc ion transmembrane transport. The record is from RefSeq and is a predicted model, not a curated record. Lineage: Eukaryota; Viridiplantae; Streptophyta; Magnoliopsida; Rosales; Cannabaceae. Gene Ontology annotation, cellular component: plasma membrane. Gene Ontology annotation, molecular function: zinc ion transmembrane transporter activity. The transcript is spliced from 3 exons. Bases 349 to 1428 code for a protein of 359 amino acids.
GAAAAAAACUUAUACAUGCGCCCACAGGCCACAUGCCUCGGACAAUUUCUGUCGUGCUCUUCAGAUUUUUCGCCAAAAAUAAACAGCCACGUCAUCAGAAUCUGCUACGUAGGAUGCAUUUGACUGUUGCAAAAUAAAACAAGCUUAAGUCAAACACCAUGUAGGCCACCUUUAACCACACGCGCCCCACAAUUUCCCAGAAAUUCUAAAAUACCCACACUCUUCCUAACUUCUAGCUUCAACCUCAAAGGGCAUUAUAGACAUUUACGUAAACUAACGUAUCCUAUAUAUGGUUUCAACUCAAACUCACUCGUCCGCUCUAUUCUCAGUACUCCCUGAUUCUCUCCCAUGGCGUUGCUGUCCAAUCUCCAUAAAACUCCACUGCUUCUCAUUCUCCUUAUUCUUCUACUUCACUUCUUUGGAUAUGCAGCGUCCGCCGCCUCCGCCCCACCGGAGGGCGAAACCUCACCGGAAUGUUCGAAGUCAGCGGGGAGUUGCCGGAACAAGGCGGAGGCAUUGAAGUUCAAGCUUAUCGCCAUAGCUUCGAUCUUAGUAAGCAGUAUGAUCGGGGUUAGUCUUCCCCUGUUCUCGCGAGGGGUUCCAGCGCUGGAACCGGACAAGGAUUUGUUCGUGGUGAUCAAGGCGUUCGCCUCGGGAGUAAUCCUGGCCACCGGGUACAUGCACGUGUUGCCCGACUCCAUCGAUUCCUUGAACUCCAAUUGCUUGCCCAAAUCGCCAUGGCGGAAAUUCCCUUUCUCCACCUUCGUCGCGAUGCUUUCAGCGAUCGCCACUCUCAUGGUGGACUCAUUCACGAUGAGUUAUUACAGGAAACGCUUUCCCCAUGUCUUGAAUGGAGCUGAUCGUGAAGGAGGCCAGGAAAUAUUAGGGCAUAUUGGCCAUGGACAUGGGAAAAUUGAGGAGAGAAACAACGACAAUGCUUCCAGCUUGAUCCGACACCGUGUUGUUGCUCAGAUGCUAGAGCUAGGGAUAGUAGUACAUUCGGUAGUAAUUGGGUUGUCACUGGGGGCCUCAGACAACCCUUGUACAAUCAGACCACUUAUUGCUGCAUUAUGCUUUCAUCAACUCUUUGAGGGAAUGGGUUUAGGAGGAUGCAUAUUACAGGCUGAAUAUGGGGUGAAGAUGAAAGCUAUAAUGGCGUUCUUCUUCUCAUUUACAACUCCGUUUGGUAUUGCUUUGGGAAUCGGUUUGUCUAAUGUUUACAGUGAUAACAGCCCAACUGCGCUUAUUGUGGUUGGGCUACUAGAUGCUUGUUCUGCUGGGCUUUUGAAUUACAUGGCCCUAGUUGAACUCUUGGCCUCUGAUUUCAUGGGCCCAAAACUUCAAGCAAGUGUAAAGCUCCAAACAUGGGCAUAUUUUGCAGUUCUUUUAGGCGCAGCAGGAAUGUCAGUGAUGUCACUCUGGGCUUAGUGAAGAUUCAAUUAUUUCUUUUCUUUUUAUUUCCAUUUUUUUGGGUCAUAGCUACCCCAAAAAUUGUUUCUUUGGCACAAGAGUAAGAGUAGGUUCAACAAUGAUAAUUGCUUACAAACAAGGUUCAUUGUUUAAUAUGUAUAUUUAUAAAGGAACAUUUUUUUUAACCAAAUUAAUUGGAAUAAAAUUGAUGGUUUAGUA